UUUGGCAAUGUGACUCUCAUUGCUUUUGAGGUUGGCCACCUAAACUGCCAUGUCAAAUGUGCAACAGUCUGAACCAUAAAAACAAACAGCAGCCUGGCCGCCGCAUUGAGAGAAUGUGUUAAAGUAGCGGUUUGUGAAUGGGUGAGGAGCAGAUGCAACAAACACAUUACCUUACUUCCUCAUCUGCUCUGCCUUUGCCGACUUCUGCGUUUCUGUUCAAAGGUAUGUUUUCUUACUAGGAACCAUGGCGAUGAACACCACAGUCGACAACAUCACCAGCCCCCCAGUGACAACCAACUCAACUUCAGAAGCCCCCUCGGCCCUGGCACACCUCACCGAGCCCUUCAGAAUCGCCCUGAUCAUCAUUUACACUGCAGUCCUUCUGGUUGGCAUCACAGGCUUAUCCGUUAUGAUCAGCUUGUUAAAAACCAACAUUCGCUCGUUAACCACCAUCGCCUUCCUGAACUUGAUGGUCGCACACUUUCUUUUCCUGCUCACCGUGCCGUUCAGAAUCUACUACUACGUGUCCCAAACGUGGAAGCUGGGUCCGGAAUUCUGUAAACUGGUCAGCGCCAUGGUGCAUAUCCACAUAUACAUGGUGUUUACGAUCUACUCCAUCCUUCUCACGGUUCGUUUCCUGCAUUUUUACAAGAAAACGCAGCGGACUGAGUUCUACAGGAGGCUGCAUGGGCUGUGCGCGAGCGCUCUGGUGUGGUUCAUCCUGAUAAUCAUCAUGGUACCCGUCGUGCUGAUACAAUACGGACAUAAAACCGUACCAGAAAACCAGUGCUUCAAAUUUGGAGAUGAAAUAAAGAAGUAUGUCUACGCCCUGAACAUGAUUCUAUCCAUCUUUAUUAUCACGGUGUCGUGUCUUCAGACCUGCAUCCAGGUGGCCAUCCUGCGCUCGAUGAUCGUCAAGUACGGCCCCGCCUGCCGCUCCCAGCAGGAGUUUUGGGUCCAAAUAAAAAACCUCAGCUUUGUACUCAUCAUGCUCACCUGCCUGGCACCGUACCACCUUUUUAGGCUACAAUACCUGCAAAACACUGAAGGCCUUCAUCAGAUAAAUGAAGUGUUUCUGGCCAUCACUGGGCUUACGUGUUUCGACAUGUUGACGUUCACAGGGAAGAACAUAUAUAAAGUGUGUUGGACCAGAUAAAUAAAGCGGAUAAAUACUGAACAUAUUUUCCGCAUCAUUACCCAUAAAUCAGGAUCUGCAGAUGGAAACUGGAAACCGUUUUGACAGAAAACGAGUGUUAUAAUUAGGAGGUGAAGGUAAAUGAGCAUCAGCCUUAGCAAAAUGUAGCCAUAUGUUAGCAGUUUUGCGCCAAAAUACCAUAGAAAUGUCUGCAAAUAUUGUUAACUGUGGUAGCUGAGACUCUGAAAGCUUUUUACAUUGUUUGAAUGCUCUUGGAGAAAAAAACAAAAACAGGCCUGUAUUUUCAUUUAAAUUCCAGUAGGCCUACCAUGAUACGGCAGCAUUAAAGUAACAGUAGGCUAUCAUUCGAUAUUUAUGUGUUUAUAAUGACUGUAGUGGUAAUGGUUGUCAUGGUAUUCAAGUCUUUCUGAUGGUUUGAGAUCACGCUUGUUUUGAUAUCAUGCUUUUGUUGAGAUAGAAAAGCACAAUACAUUUUAUUUAAAGGGUUAAUUUUACAGAGAACAUUUGACAAUUUUACAUUUACUCAAUACACAUAAUAAUUGAACUAACUUGAAUGCAGCCCAAAGAAUUUAAGGUUAACGUUCUCAGAACUUUGGUUAAUCUUUUUGGCUCUCUUAAAUUUAUGAAUAAACGCUCUUCCAAUAAUAGAA
This is a messenger RNA of Onychostoma macrolepis, 1806 nucleotides long. RefSeq names its product probable G-protein coupled receptor 141 (gene gpr141). Gene Ontology annotation, molecular function: G protein-coupled receptor activity; oxysterol binding. The coding region runs from base 245 to 1156 and encodes 303 amino acids. Gene Ontology annotation, cellular component: membrane. NCBI's taxonomy places the organism in Eukaryota, Metazoa, Chordata, Actinopteri, Cypriniformes, Cyprinidae. The record is from RefSeq and is a predicted model, not a curated record. Gene Ontology annotation, biological process: G protein-coupled receptor signaling pathway. The transcript is spliced from 2 exons.